Molecule: messenger RNA, 1496 nt
Organism: Colletotrichum phormii
Lineage: Eukaryota; Fungi; Ascomycota; Sordariomycetes; Glomerellales; Glomerellaceae
Exons: 2
Coding region: 185-1105 (306 amino acids)
Source: RefSeq, a predicted model, not a curated record
GCACUGCUCCGGUCACCGGUGUGACGUUGAGGCAUUGGAAUAGAGUGAGUAGCGUAGCGUAGCGCGAGCAACGGAUGCACGCACCUUGCUUAGCCCCCUUGGGCACAAAUCCAGGGCAGCCGCUCAAUGGUCUUGGUUUCUUCCGAAGGGGGCGUCGCUAGAUUGGCCAGAGGAGGAUGGCGGCAUGGCCAGAACAAAAAAUCAAAAUUUGACAGAAAUCAAACGGCCAGCUGCCGGGCGGGCUUUGGGAUUCCUUUGUUCUCUCAGGCUUCUGGCGUCGUUUCCAUGCCGGCUUCUAUCCUCGGCAGGUCUGGCUUCUCUCUCUUGCAUUUGCUUUUUUGCCUCUGCCUCUGCCUCUGACUCUACUACACCCACUCCCCCCCUCGGGCUAACGGCAGUUGCAUGUAUCACCUUAGACUUCAUGUCCACAGCCCAACCACUCGGUUUGUCAAAGCAUGUCGCAUCCUUGCUCCAUAAGCCUCGAGGUAAACUCAACAAACAAACGAGAAGCAGCAUGUGCGCUAGUGUCGAGUCGAGAAGAGAGGCCAGUGAUUCUUUUUCAAGCUUGUACGAAGAGUAUGGCAAACUAAGCUUGGAAUCGGAGAUUGAGACAAGAAUGACCGUAGGACGAGGACGGCAAAGGCUGCGAAGGCAACAGCGUGAACAGCGGGUGCGUGAAGAUGGAGCGAGGCCGGGUAGAGUGCCAUGGACGCGGACUUUUGUCGAAAGGCACAAAAUAGAAAAGAUGAAGGCGAGGCGCGUGCAGGCCGCAGCAGCGAGGAGCGAAAACGACCGAAAGGCAUACGGCCGCCGUCCGUUUCGCCGCAGGUCCAUCCUCCACUUCCAGCAAUUGACCUGGGACUGCGAGAGUCUUGGACACAACUUGAUCUCGUCGUUAUCCCCAAGUCGGUUCAGCCUAGGACAGAAAGGCGAGUGUGGGUGGACCGCCAUCUCACCGCGUGUCUCAAACUUGCAGCCCGGGACCCCCCUGGCUCAUCGGACCCGAAAUGGCGCGCACGGUGCACGCAACGGUCUUCGGAGGGGUAGCAGUCCACAACGGCUGGAGGAGAGGAUGCACCAGGUCAACCAUGUCGGCGAUGGGUGAAGGCCAGGAAGCUUGGGGGGAUGAUGGUCAAGGCGUUUUCCAACGGAAGGGGAUCGAUGCGUGGAAGACUCAUGGAAGACGGCUAGAAGCCUGCCAAAGGUUGGAUUGGUGGAGGGCGAUGAACGCGGGGAUUUCGCGCCGCGCGCUCCAGACAUGAGCUCUGGCCCCGGUAUGUUUAUCGUGUCUGCCCAGCGUAUCUUAGCUGCGAGAGUUUGUCGAACGAUCCAGCAUCAAAUCCAGGGCGCGUGAAGAGUGGAAGAGUGACUCGAGAUGGAUUCUUGGCCUGGCUGGUAAUUGUCAUGGAGGUUGACUCCAAUCUGGGAGGUUGUUGGAAGGAUGUUGAAGGUGCCUGAGAUCUGGGGUGUGGCAGCAGGAGGUGCCUGACAGCGCU